GUUUCUUUCGCCGUCGUACAAUUCCACCUGCAACCUGCCUUCCGAUCAGGAGCCUCAUCUGGCAUAAACCCUGUACGCAGUCCUUACCAGUCACCCUAGAGCCUAUAUUCUAUACAAGGCAGCGAACUUUUUUUUACCUUGCGAUCUACAAAAAACCACGCCAUGUCUUUAAGUUAUGAAUACAUUCCCAAAGACGAUCCACGAAUAAAUCUUGAAACACUCGAUAUAUUUAGCCCUUCUGAUCGCUGGCGAUCAGUAAAUCUUGCACCACGAUCAACCCAACAGCAACAACAAUCGGAUAGUCCAAAACCAAUUGCAGCAACCACCGCAAAUGCAGUUGACAAAAACACUGAACCCAACAACUUAUAUUGUACAGCGUGCAAAAGGAAAUUCAGUAACGAGGCAACUUUUCAAGGUCAUUUGAAAAGUGCAAAACACAUUGCAAACGAAAAGAAAAGUAAACCGAAUAAGAAAGCAGCAGGUAAUAAUGCUGCUUCCGGACGCCAACAGCAACAGCCACAAGACCCCGCUGUCAAAGAUGCUUUAAACAAAUUAAAACAGGCAUUGACGGCAGCAAAAUCGUCAAAUCCAGCACCAGCAAUAGGUGUUUUGUGGAGCUUAAGCAAAACUUUUUAUACAUUGAAACGGCCACAAAAUACCUUCCAAGCACUUGAACAGCUCAUCUAUACCCUUGAAACGCUCCAGCUCUCUUCCGACAAAACAUGUGGAUUGACACCUUCACAAGUAGCUUCGACAUUGUACGCUUCACGCUUAGCACUCGCACGACUGCUGUAUCUUUACAAGACAGAUGCAUCCAUUGCAUUCGCACGGACUUUAUCCUUGAAAGCAUUACAAGGCAAAUGGAAAAUUGAUAGCGAACAAUUGGUGAUUUUAGCACAGCAAUGUGGAGACAUACCCUUGGAUCGGGUAAUGGUCCACUGCAGAAAUCUAGGGAUCCGAUAUAUUGAGCGGGAGGAAAAGCGGGAAGGAGGACCACCAGCACCUAAAUUAGACAAGAAUCAAUCAUUUGUCGCUAUUCUUACCGAAGCAGCUGCUAUGUUUCAGAAUGAUGAUACGGAAAGCAAUAACCAACAAGGAGAAUGUGCUGUUAUUGCAGACGAUAUAGUAACAGUUACCAACCAUAAGAACGACCAACUCGAAGCGCCUAGCAACAGUGUUGCUAUUGUUUUGCUAUGUUUGACAGCGAUCGUCUCAAAACACGAGACUGGAUUUCAACCACAUUACUAUAUGGAGAAGGUAUCCGAGAUGUACGAGAAGUGUGCCAAGAUUCAUCAGGCAUCACAAGCACGAGUCAUCUCGCAUGGCAUGUCAGCUGAUAACAAAUAUGUGGCCUCAUGGAACUUGUUUAUGGCAUUAUUAUUGGCACUUGAGAUUGAUGAUUUUGUUCGGGCGGACAGCAUUAUUCGGAUAAUCGAGAAUGAGGGACUUAAUCGAUCGUAUAUGGACAUGCAGGUACUGGUGAGUAUAGCGAAGGCAUGUAAAGAGUGCGAUUAUACUACUCUGAAACAUACAGUCCCGCACCAGCUGGAACAUCUUGAGCUACUUUUAGAAGAAACCAACGUCGACAUGAUACUGCGGCAUUUGACGGAUCCAAUGAAACAAAGUGAUACGAUUGUCCGCCUGCAGAUGCUUGCUGCGCUAGUGCCAAAAUGAAAAAAAAAAAAAAAAUUAAUAAACU
Zychaea mexicana is the source of this 1699-nucleotide messenger RNA. RefSeq lists its product as uncharacterized. Lineage: Eukaryota; Fungi; Mucoromycota; Mucoromycetes; Mucorales; Lichtheimiaceae. The record is from RefSeq and is a predicted model, not a curated record. The coding region runs from base 163 to 1674 and encodes 503 amino acids. The transcript is spliced from 10 exons. Gene Ontology annotation, molecular function: nucleic acid binding; zinc ion binding.